This is a messenger RNA of Xenopus laevis (African clawed frog), 1044 nucleotides long. Its product is annotated as methylosome subunit pICln-like. Lineage: Eukaryota; Metazoa; Chordata; Amphibia; Anura; Pipidae. The record is from RefSeq and is a predicted model, not a curated record. The transcript has a single exon. Bases 45 to 776 code for a protein of 243 amino acids.
GUGGAGUUGUACCACGUGGUCAGGUAUUCUGCACUUUAGAGUCGAUGAAUCUCCUCAGCAGCUUCUUGCCUCCCGCUGAUGGGGUUCGACGUUUGCAGCCAGGGACUGAGGCUGUGGUGGGCGGCAGAGGUCUCGGCCCUGGAACCCUUUAUAUUGCUGAGAGUCGCCUGUCAUGGCUGAACGGUUCCGGCCUUGGUUUCUCAUUAGAAUAUCCAUCAAUCAGUCUCCAUGCAAUCUCCAGGGACACGGCCGCUUAUCCUGAGGAGCAUCUCUACGUCAUGGUGAACUCCAAGCUCGCAGACAAAGAAGACAAGGGAGCUCAUAUGGCUGAUCAGGAGGAAGAAGAGAGUGAGGAUGAUGAUGAUGACGAUGAUGAAGAACCUAUUACAGAAAUACGUUUUGUUCCUGGAGAGAAAUCUGAUUUAGGAGAGAUGUUUUCAGCCAUGUGUGAUUGUCAGGCCCUCCAUCCUGACCCAGAAGACGCAGACUCUGACGAUGACUAUGAAGGAGACGAGUAUGAUGUUGAAGCUCAUGAGCAAGGACAGGUUGAUGUUCCCACAUUUUACACUUAUGAAGAAGGAUUGUCUCAUCUCACCACAGAAGGCCAGGCCACACUGGAGAGGUUAGAAAACAUGUUGUCCAACUCUAUUGGCAACCAGCACACCAUGGCUGGAGUACGGACAGAAGGACCUGCACUAGAGCCUGAAGAUGGAAUGGAUGUAGAAAACACACAAACAGUGGCUGGCCAGUUUGAAGAUGCAGAUGUUCAUCACUGACCCAUGGCUACAGAAAGGUCUCAUUUCCACAUCAAGACUUGACAGACUUACUGAUAAUUCCAAGUUCAGAUCUGUAAGGACUUGGGCUGUGUGAUAUCUGCCAGUAACAGCCCCAGUUCAGUUUUCCUUAGACCAUUUAAAAAAAAUAAUGCUUCAAUUUGUUGUGCUAACGCUUUACUGAUUUACUAGCCAUUUUGUUUGCGUUAAAGGCACUUACAUUCACUGUGGGCAAUUUCACGUGGAUUCAUUAACUUAAGCACUUGGCCGU